UGGAAAUUACUCUGAAUGAACUCAAUCUCUCUUGGUCGUCGUAGUAAGGAGGUUAACCAACAAGCGGAGGUCAUAACAUUUUCUGUUCUUUUGGCAGGUACCGCAAGGGGCGUGGUUAUCAGCUGCGGCGAUAACACCGUGAUGGGCCGUAUCGCUGGUCUAGCAUCAGGUCUUGAUACUGGAGAGACACCCAUUGCUAAGGAAAUUCACCAUUUUAUCCAUAUUAUCACCGGUGUUGCCGUGUUCCUUGGUGUUACGUUCUUCGUCAUUGCCUUCAUUCUCGGCUAUCACUGGCUUGACGCUGUCAUCUUCCUUAUUGGUAUUAUUGUGGCGAAUGUACCCGAGGGCUUGCUGGCCACUGUGACUGUAUGCCUCACACUGACCGCUAAGCGCAUGGCCUCGAAGAACUGUCUUGUAAAGAACCUGGAAGCCGUCGAGACUCUGGGAUCGACCUCGACUAUCUGCUCGGAUAAAACUGGAACCCUGACUCAGAACAGGAUGACUGUCGCACACAUGUGGUUUGACAACCAGAUCAUCGAGGCUGAUACCACCGAAGACCAAUCUGGUAAGUUA
This is a messenger RNA of Zootermopsis nevadensis, 573 nucleotides long. NCBI's taxonomy places the organism in Eukaryota, Metazoa, Arthropoda, Insecta, Blattodea, Termopsidae. The record is from RefSeq and is a predicted model, not a curated record.